Molecule: messenger RNA, 1200 nt
Organism: Neoarthrinium moseri
Lineage: Eukaryota; Fungi; Ascomycota; Sordariomycetes; Amphisphaeriales; Apiosporaceae
Exons: 3
Coding region: 1-1200 (399 amino acids)
Biological process (GO): carbohydrate metabolic process
Molecular function (GO): hydrolase activity, hydrolyzing O-glycosyl compounds
Source: RefSeq, a predicted model, not a curated record
AUGUUUGGAACUCUGCUCUCCCUGGUAGCCGUCUUGGGGUUCGCCCCGGUGGCAACAGCACAGCAGUUCGACCCCAAUCUUGGACAGUCAGGUGUAAGCUGGGAUCCGGCCAGCGUUGGUACGAACAAGACCACCAACGCCACCUUCUCGAACCCGGUAAUGACACUCAAUGUCGGUGAUCCUUUCAUGACGCGAUAUUCGGCGGACGAUGGCGAUUGGUAUUUGUUCACAUAUACUACCAACGACAAUAUCACCCUCAAGCGCAGCAGGUUCCUGACCGACAAUUGGGACGAUGCGGAGACGCGGACAGUGUUCAAUCCGGACCCCAUUGCAGACAAGGGCCAGCCAUGGUCCACCUCCUUGUGGGCUCCGGAGAUCCACAAUAUCUCGGGCUCAUGGUACAUAAUAUUCACAGCAACACCAGAUGCCGACAACCCACCGCCGCUCCAAGAUGCGCUCUGUCCAUUUAGCUGCCCAGCGGUAAACCAUCGUAUGUUUGUCUUGGCAGGAAGUACUUCCGACCCAUGGCGAUCGGACUUCACCCUGAAGGGAAUGUUGAACUCUUACGAUCAGUUUGCGAUCGAUGGCACAUAUUUCGCAUAUGAGGACGAGCUGUAUCAUAUAUACUCAUGUUGGGAGAAUACCUACUCGUCGUGGCCGGCGAAUCUGUGCAUCACUAAGAUGUCCGAUCCUUGGACAGUCUCGUCCGACUUCAGUGAACGCCGCAUGAUCAGCGUACCUGACCAGCCGUGGGAACAGGUCCCGUACGGUCGCCCAAUUCGACUGGCAACAAACGAGGGACCUCAGCAGUUGGUCAACCCCAAGACUGGGCAGAACUUCGUGAUUUACUCGGCUGCUCGAGUUAACACGCCAUUCUACUGCCUUGGCAUGCUUGAACUGGUUGGCAACGACCCGAUGGAGUAUCAGUCUUGGAAGAAACACACAGAGGGAUGCGUGUUCCACCAAAACACCAAAGCGGGCAUCUAUGGGACGGGUCACGCCAGCUAUACGACGUCACCCGACGGAUCGGAGGACUACAUGGUUUACCACGCCCAGACAACUCCAAACCCCGCGGCCGACCUAUACCGCACGGCGAGGAUCCAGAAAUUUUCCUGGAAUGACGAUGGAACGCCGAAGUUCCCCCUCGCCGAGAACGGACCGUUCGACGUCCCUGCUGGGCAGAAGGCUCUAGUCUCGUAG